Molecule: messenger RNA, 3688 nt
Organism: Cynoglossus semilaevis (tongue sole)
Lineage: Eukaryota; Metazoa; Chordata; Actinopteri; Pleuronectiformes; Cynoglossidae
Gene: agbl5
Product: AGBL carboxypeptidase 5
Exons: 17
Coding region: 475-3387 (970 amino acids)
Biological process (GO): protein deglutamylation; proteolysis
Molecular function (GO): metallocarboxypeptidase activity; zinc ion binding
Source: RefSeq, a predicted model, not a curated record
AACUGUUUUGAAAUAGUCUUGGUGACUAAAAAGCAUAUGUCAUAAUAAUUAAAAUAUGUGAAAUUCUUGUGUGGAUGCUGACUCAGCAUGCACAAGAGCAAACAAUUCACUAUAACUGAAGAAACAUUAAAAACAAAAAACACAAACAGUCAUAAAUGCGUCACCAUGGAUACCAACUACUGUAAAAGAAUAAAAAGAAAACGGUAAAGGAAAGUCGACGGUCAAAGCAGUCUACGGUGUGACAUUGUGAGUGUAGGUCUCCGUUAAACGUCUGUAAACACUCAGGCGACAGUGGGUGAAUUUACAGAGAAACUUGAACGCAACACUCCUAGCAACGAACUGAGGGGUUGAGGGGGACAUUGACAACAAAUAUGGACAUCGUUCGAAUAUAAGCCUGCAAAACUGGUUGACCUGUGACCAGAGUUACACCAAGAACCUGAGGAGCGAAGGGAAAGGAUUGAAAAGCUCUGGAUCAUGGAGGCCUACUUUGGCAAUAUUGUGUUCAGUUCCAAAUUUGACUCAGGGAACCUGGCACGUGUGGAGAAGGUGGAGAAGACUAACUCCAGCUCCCCAUCUUCAGGAUUGAGUGCAACCACCACCUCAGGAUUAACUCCCACCCCUGACUAUGAGUUUAAUGUCUGGACACAGCCGGACUCUGCUGGUACAGAACAUGAGAAUGGAAACAGGUCAUGGUUUUACUUCAGUGUGCAGGGCAUAGCUCCGAGUAAAAUGCUAAAGAUCAACGUAAUGAAUAUGAAUAACCAGAGGAAGCUGUACAGCCAGGGUAUGGCUCCUCUCGUACGCACUUUACCUGGGAAGAACCGCUGGGAAAGGAUUCGAGACAGACCCACAUCUGAGAUUAUAGAUAACCAGUUUGUCCUCUCGUUCAAUCACCGGCUUUCAGAGGUGCGAGGGGCAACCACCUACUUCUCCUUCUGCUUUCCGUUCUCAUACAGUGAGUGCCAAGAGAUGCUGCAGGAGUUAGAUAAAAGCUACUCCACUGCUGCUCACCUCUGUCCGAGCAGUUCGACAGGAAGUGUGUAUUAUCACAGAGAGUUGCUCUGCCUCUCCCUGGAUGGCAACAGGGUAGACCUGCUCACUGUGACCAAUUGCAAUGGGAUGCUGGAGGAGAGAGAGCCUCGUCUGCCAAACCUCUUUCCAGACACCAACACACCGAGACCUCAUCGCUUUUCCAACAAAAAGGUGUUUUUCCUCAGCAGCCGCGUGCAUCCAGGGGAGACUCCCUCAUCAUUUGUGUUCAACGGUUUUCUAAACUUUAUUCUGAGAAAAGACGACCCACGUGCUCAUGCUCUUCGAAACAUGUUUGUCUUCAAACUCAUUCCAAUGCUAAACCCAGACGGUGUUGUCCGUGGACACUACAGGACUGACUCCCGAGGUGUGAACUUGAACAGACAGUACCUAAACCCCAGCCCUGAGCUGCACCCAUCCAUCUACGCAGCCAAAACGCUGCUGCUGUACCACCACACACACAAUCAUUCACACACCACACAGUCCAACCUGCACUUGAAUAACUCUGACAACACCACUGCUCCUUCCUCUAAUAUCACAUCUUCCAUUCAGCACCAAGUCCCACUUGAUGUGAACCUAAGCUCACAGAUAUCAGAGAAAGAUGUAAAUCCCACUCAGCCUGACGUCACCGUGCCCAUGGAGGAGAAUCAGUGGGUAAUAACAGAGAUGAGGAAGGAGGGCAGCUCGUCCAGCUCCUUGGAGACUGUAGCCUCUGUUGUUGGUGAUGGAAGGCCUGCGGAGGUGAAGGAGCAGGAGUCAGUGCAACCUCAGGAUGGGGGCGUGGCUUAUUAUGUUGACUUGCAUGGUCACGCCUCCAAACGUGGUUGUUUCAUGUAUGGAAAUAGCCUUCCUGAUGAGAGCCAGCAGGUAGAAAACAUGCUGUACCCCAGGCUGAUUGCAUUAAACUCUGCCCACUUCGAUUUCCUCGGCUGCAAUUUCUCCGAGAAAAACAUGUACGCCCGGGACAAGAGAGACGGCCAGUCGAAAGAAGGCAGUGGACGGGUGGCCAUUCACAAGGCCAUAGGGCUGCUGCACAGCUAUACUUUAGAGUGUAACUACAACACCGGAAAAACCAUGAACACCAUUCCGCCCGCAUGCCACGACAAUGGAAGGGCAACUCCUCCUCCUCCUCCAGCAUUCCCUCCAAAAUAUACUCCAGAGAUUUUUGAACAGGUGGGUCGUGCCGUAGCCAUCUCAGCUUUGGACAUGAUGGAGUGCAACCCCUGGUCACGGCUGGUUCUGUCAGAGCACAGCUGCCUGACGAAUCUACGAGCCUGGGUUCUCAAGCAUGUCCGUAACACCAAAGGCCUGAACACACACAACUCCUCCAACCCUCCAACAAGGUUGCACAAUACUUGCAGCAAAGCGUCCCCGCCAAAAAGCUUCAACAACUUACUGUCUGGAUCCACAUCGGAAAACACCCUCAAUCGAAUUCGCUGCAACAGCCACAGUAGCAGCAGUCAGCAGUCACCGUCUCCCAAGAUGCACAACUCUCCUAGUUUCACUUUUGGCUGCCCUCCGCCUCGUACUCAAACACAGCACAAUGCCACACACACAAAGGGACGUGGGGGCAACAAAACACUCGGGCCAGUGAAAGACUCUAAACCUCAAGAGAAGCGUCGCCCACACCACCACCGCUCCAUCCUUCAGUCUCCUGGCAACAGUCAUGCUCCUUUGCGACCCCCACACUCCCCUCCUUCUUCCUCCUCUUCCUCGUCCUCCCCAGUGUGUGCAGGGAGCUCUUGUCCCCUCCCAGCCUCCAUCAGUAUGACAGGCCUCAGCUGUCCAGACUCUAAGGCAGGUGGGACCAGUUCAGAGGGUUCGUCCAGAAUGCCUCUCCACAUGCGUCCUGCACGUGUGGUGAAAGGGUGUCGCACGCUUGCAAGAGGUUGUCACUACUUGGAGACCUUCACAGGGGCUGCUAAAGACACGGGGGCUGAACACAUCCUAUCCUCCAUCAAAUUUACCAAGUGUGAGCUGCUACCUCACGUGAGUCGCAUCACCAUCCGCAAGACAAGGUCAAAUGAAAACCCAGUUCCAUGGGGCAUCAAAACGACCACCGUUACCAAUAGUCUAUCGUCACCUGGGGAAAAGGAGGAAAUGGCCACCAUGAAGGUGUGGAAGCUGCUUCGACCAGGAAUCCACCGACACCUGUCACUGACAGGUGUGACAAGUAAAACUGGUGGCAAACAAUUGGUAUCAAAAGCUGUAAUGAAGAAGAAGACAGGCAGAAGUGAUCGUCACACAAACACUGCUAUCGCAGAAAAUACAAUAGAAGUGGAAGAAAGACAGCAACAGGCUUGUGGUGGUUUAAAGGAUAGUGAAAUCCCCGUGGUGCCGUUGGUGGAGCAUGUGUGAGACAGCGACCCUGUGCGGAGAAACCUAGGAACUGCAGAAGGGAUGUGAACAUUAACGACGGAAAGAUUGUACGGGUUAUUAUUAAGUGCAAUAUUUUUUUAUGUUUAUUUAAGAUUUUUUGUUAAAGUUCUUUUUAAGAAAACAACUUAGUUAAAUAAUUAUGCAGUUUUGAGCAGCUCCUGUGAUGUUGGUGAAGUGCCUUGUUGUGUAUCACCACAGCAGGAUGGAAGCAGGAUUUAGACACUAUCUCUCUCUCUUGUUUCAAUGAAAAAAUUAUUAUUAUGUUAAGCAUUUUAUUUUU